Molecule: messenger RNA, 796 nt
Organism: Mesorhabditis belari
Lineage: Eukaryota; Metazoa; Nematoda; Chromadorea; Rhabditida; Rhabditidae
Source: the annotation of a GenBank genome assembly
AUGAGUCGAGCUCUUCUCGUUUUCCCUUUUUUGAGCGCUGUCCUUGGUGCACCGAUUCCGGACAGAAAUGAGCUGAUUGCCGGCGAAGCACUGGACGAGGCGCUUGCCGCUCGUGGCGCUCAAUCGUUGGAGAUCAUUCCCGAGGCACUUCCCCUUCAAUAUGCUCCUCGUCUAACGACAACGAGUCCGCCGAAUGUGAUUUCUCUUCAAUCUGGAAUGCACACAAGCCCGACGAGUGCUUUAAAUGCGAUUUCACUCAAAGCUGCACCAUAUCCAAGUCCGACGAUUGAUGGAGCGGAGAUUGGUGGAGCGACGAUUGGUGGAGCGGAGAUUUCGAAUUCUUUCGCUCAAUUGCUUUCUACUGUAAUGCCGAUUUCGCAGAUUUCGCAAAAAUUUGAUGAAAAAGCGUUUUUUGGAGUGAAUGACGAGGAGAAUUUGAAGAAAGACCGCAAAGUGGUCGAGGUGACGAAAAGCAAAACAAUGACAGGGAAACAGGAACAGGAAAACGACGAAGAAACCGAAGAGAUCGGGGAAAUCGACACGGAAACCGAUUUCGCGGAAAAUGACGAAAUCGGCACCACCAUUGGCACGAUGAGGCGGAAAACGAAAACCAAGGAUCCGAUUACCGAGCUGCCCGCGCAAUUCGUCGAAAUGGGUAACGCGGUCGGGAUAAGGGAAACAGCAGAAGAGAUUCUGCAGUCACCGACGAGUUCGAUGAUCGACGAGUUGUCAUCAUUACCCACAAAUCCUACCGUAAUCCGGAGUGAUCAAAUGGAUCCGCUUGAGCUUUUCAUGC